AGGAAUACACAGUCCAACAAAAAGAAAAAAUUUAGGCAAAAAUACACGCACACCUAACUAACAAGAAAAUGGUUACCUUAAAACUUUUAAGCUUAAACCAGAAUUAGCCUUUUCUUGAUUUUUUUUUUUUCCUUGAUUCUCAUAAAACUUCAAAAAAGCUGGAGUUCAGAAGAGAAACCGAGAGGACCUCAUAACAACCAUGAAUGAUCGACUUCGAUCAAUGGACUUGUUCCUUUCGGUUCUUCUCUGUAUCUUCUUCUUCUUCGUCAUUACAACAACAUCAGCUCAACCUGUUUCUGGUCCACCUCCACAAACAUUUACCCCAGUUGAUAAUUUCUUGAUUGAUUGUGGAGCAACAAAUGUACACACGUCACCUGAUGGAAGAAUUUUCAAGUCAGAUGCGCAGUCUUCGAGUUACGUUUCUGCGAAAGAUGUUAAACAAAUUUCAACACCUUCAAAUGACAAUGUACCAUCACCAAUAUAUUUAACAGCUAGAAUAUUUACAGAAGAAACAACAUAUAGUUUUACAAUGUCAAGACCUGGUUGGCAUUGGAUUCGUUUACAUUUCUUUCCCAUGAACAAUUCGGAAUUCGACUUGACAAAAUCUUCAUUUUCUGUUGCCACUGAUGAAUUAGUUCUUCUGCAUAGUUUCUGUAUUGACAAUUCUACACAAUGGGCAAUGAAGGAGUACAUUGUUAACGUUACUAAGGAACAAUUGAAUAUAAAUUUUUCACCAAUGAAGAAUUCUUUUGCAUACAUUAACGCCAUUGAAGUUGUUUCUGCACCUGACAUUCUCAUUUCUGAUCUGGGUUCUACUAUAAUUCCUGUUGGAGAUUAUUCAGGUCUUUCGACGAAGUCAUAUCAAACCGUUUAUCGUCUUAACAUGGGUGGUCCUAGAAUUACACCGUCGAAUGAUACAUUAGGCCGUUUCUGGGAUCCUGAUACACCAUAUUUGAAAGCUAGAGCAUUGGCUAAACAUGUUUCUGUAUCUCCUGGUAUCAUUAAGUACCCAGCAGAUGUUUCUCCAUUGAUUGCGCCGAAUUGGAUUUAUUCUACGGCCGUAGAGAUGGCCGAUUCCCGUCUGUCUCAUCCUAAUUUCAACGUUACUUGGGGUUUUGAGAUUGAUCCAGCAUUUGGGUAUAUGAUAAGGUUGCAUUUUUGUGACAUAGUUAGUAAAUCACUAAAUGAUCUUUAUUUCAAUGUUUAUAUUAACGGGUACAUGGCGAUUUCCGGAUUGGAUUUAUCCAGCUUGGUGGAAGAUUUAGCCACUCCUUAUUUCAGAGAUUUCGUCGCAAAUGCAUCCGAUUUAUCUGACAUGCUUCGGAUUGAAAUUGGUCCGUUUAAACAAAGCACAGGCGCUGUCAAUGCGAUUAUUAACGGUGUGGAAGUUUUUAAAUUGAGCAAUUCAGUGGGAAGUUUUGAUGGUGAAUUUGGUGUUCAUGGUGCCAAAAAUGAUUCUGCGCGGAAGACGGUUGCAGCAGUUGGAUUUGGAUUGAUGUUCGGCGCAUUUGUUGGCCUUGGUGCAAUGGUUCUCAAGUGGUACAAGAGACCUCAUGACUGGGAGAGAAGCAAAAGUUUCUCUUCAUGGUUGCUUCCUCUUCAUGCAGGAAACUCAACCUUCAUGACCAGCAAACACUCCAUUGGAUCCAAUACUAAGAGCGGCUACAAUUUUUACUCCUCCACCAUGGGUUUGGGCAGAUAUUUUUCAUUCGCCGAGUUACAGGAAGCAACUAAGAACUUCGAUCAAAACGCGGUUAUUGGUGUUGGUGGAUUCGGAAAUGUCUAUAUUGGUGAUCUUGAUGACGGUACCAAAGUCGCCGUUAAACGUGGGAACCCACAAUCCGAACAGGGUAUUACGGAGUUCCAGACAGAGAUUCAAAUGUUAUCGAAACUCCGUCACCGUCAUUUGGUGUCUUUAAUUGGCUACUGUGACGAGAAUGAAGAGAUGAUACUAGUUUACGAGUACAUGUCUAACGGUCCGUUGAGAGAUCAUUUGUAUGGAAAAGACAUGACGCCACUUUCAUGGAAACAAAGACUAGAAAUAUGCAUUGGAUCAGCUCGUGGAUUACAUUAUCUUCAUACAGGUGCAGCUCAAGGAAUCAUUCAUCGUGACGUAAAAACAACUAACAUUUUACUAGACGAGAAUUUCGUCGCUAAGAUGUCUGACUUUGGUUUAUCGAAGAAUGCACCAACAAUGGAGCAAGGGCAUGUAAGUACAGCAGUUAAAGGAAGUUUCGGGUACUUGGAUCCAGAAUACUUCAGAAGACAACAACUUACGGAUAAAUCCGACGUUUAUUCGUUUGGUGUUGUAUUAUUCGAAGUCUUAUGUGCAAGGCCGGCCAUUAAUCCCCAGCUUCCAAGGGAACAAGUUAACUUAGCUGAAUGGGCCAUGCAAUGGAAAAGAAAAGGUUUGCUUGACAAGAUUGUUGAUCCUGUUAUAGCAAAUACGAUUAGUCCUGAUUCCAUGAAAAAGUUUGCUGAAGCAGCUGAGAAAUGUUUAGCUGAAUAUGGAGUUGACAGGCCUUCUAUGGGAGACGUUCUAUGGAAUUUGGAGUACGCGUUACAAUUGCAGGAAUCAUUUUUACAACAAAAUGCUGAAGAAGAAAACAAAGCUGCUGUUGCACCAAGUGGUGGAUCAUCUUUGAUUGAUGAUCCACCUCAUCCGUUAGCUACAGAAGAAGAAAUGAGAAGAGAAAAUCCCCCACAAGUUAAUGCAGCAGUUGCUGAACAUUCUGGAACGGCUAUGUUCUCGCAAAUAUCUGAAAUUAGUGGUCGAUGAUAAUUCAAUUGAAAAUGCGAAAAAUUCCAACCAUAUACACAAACUUCCUGUCCACGGUUGUAGGUACAUGAGUUUUGUUGUGACAUAUGUACUGUGUUGUUGUUUUCAUACAUAUAGGACAAUAGCGUUACGUGAAAAGUUUUCAACCAAUUUUUUCUUCUGAAUAUUUACCAUAGGUUCAUGCGACUCUCUCUUUCAGUGUUUGUUUCGAUCUCGUUCUCACUCUAAACUAAAUAUAAAUAUGCAUAUUAUUCUAUAGUAUAUAGACUCUA
Messenger RNA from Papaver somniferum (opium poppy), 3051 nucleotides. RefSeq names its product probable receptor-like protein kinase At4g39110. The record is from RefSeq and is a predicted model, not a curated record. The transcript is spliced from 2 exons. Gene Ontology annotation, molecular function: ATP binding; transmembrane receptor protein tyrosine kinase activity. Lineage: Eukaryota; Viridiplantae; Streptophyta; Magnoliopsida; Ranunculales; Papaveraceae. The coding region runs from base 200 to 2779 and encodes 859 amino acids. Gene Ontology annotation, cellular component: plasma membrane; plasmodesma. Gene Ontology annotation, biological process: protein autophosphorylation.